AUGCGUAUACAUCAUGCAUUCUUUAGGCAAUCUUGUCGCAUAAUGCGCGGUAUCGACUCAGCGAGAUCAACUCCCACUUUUGUUAACGGUACCGACGGCAUGGGGACCAUCCAUAUGUUAUUUUCGAAACGAACUCACAGUAACACAACUCAUAGUAAUGCAGACUCAGCUUAUAUGCCUGGCAGCAACCUCCAUGUUGAGCACCCCAUAGUGCAACUACCCGCACGCUCAUUAUGGUGCAAGCAAUAUCCUCUUGAUAUUUCUCUUGUUCGUCGCGGUGAGUUCAAUGAUAUGAUUGGCCGAGUCCGAGCAGCGCGGCAUUACUACCAAUAUCCUUCUUUGUGUGCUCCAAAGAUUGGUUGGAACGUGCAGAUGUUUACCCUCUUUGAUGGCACUGUCUUCAUUAACCCCAUUAACCUUGACGCACUAGAGGUGGAGGAAAUAGCUAAGCAAAAGAGCAUCACCUUUGUUGAGGCUGAAGCUCUGUGGAUGGAAAAGAAACGCCGUGAGGGGAAAACUUGUUUUGCAUGGGAGCCGUGUGCCAGUUGCUGUUUUCUGCUACAUUUCAUUGAGCGUCCGUCAACGGUGCGUGUGCGGGCGAUUGCAGAAGAUGGCAACCCAUUUGAAGUUACCCUCGAUAAGAUGAGGGCGCGGAUGGCGUUGCAUGAAUUGGACCAUCUUAACGGUAUUCUUUUUACCCGUCGGAUUCCUGACACGAGUCACGUCGUCCCGUUGGAGGGGUUUAGUACAAUGAGCGAAUGGCCUGAUGAUUACCCCUCGUUGGAGGCCCGAAGCACGUUCCUCUAUACCACCUUCACGCCACCCUACACAUUCAUCACGGAUAGCGUUGAAGAUGCUCAACUCCUCGACCGGAAGUUCGAGGAUGGAAUAUAUCCCGGUUGCGAGCAUGACAGGCGCAUGCGCAUUGAAAGUGCUGCGUUUGAAGAACUACAGCGGGCACAGUGGCGUAUGGAAAAGACACGUGAGGAGAAUAGCGAGGAGUACGAUGGAGUUGAGGGAGAGGUGGAUGAAGAAGAUCAAGAACACUGUGAGGAGACCGCCGCUGGUGGUGUUGCAGUGAAGGAUAACGCCCCUCAGUAG
Molecule: messenger RNA, 1101 nt
Organism: Trypanosoma brucei brucei TREU927
Lineage: Eukaryota; Euglenozoa; Kinetoplastea; Trypanosomatida; Trypanosomatidae
Product: metalloprotease-like protein
Exons: 1
Coding region: 1-1101 (366 amino acids)
Biological process (GO): peptidyl-methionine modification
Cellular component (GO): mitochondrion
Molecular function (GO): peptide deformylase activity
Source: RefSeq, a predicted model, not a curated record